This is a messenger RNA of Linderina pennispora, 671 nucleotides long. RefSeq lists its product as uncharacterized. The coding region runs from base 215 to 451 and encodes 78 amino acids. Gene Ontology annotation, biological process: mitochondrion organization. The record is from RefSeq and is a predicted model, not a curated record. Lineage: Eukaryota; Fungi; Kickxellomycota; Kickxellomycetes; Kickxellales; Kickxellaceae. Gene Ontology annotation, cellular component: mitochondrion; nucleus. The transcript has a single exon.
GGCCGCCCAGCCCCAGCAGCCGGGUCUCUUUGCCCAGAUGGCUGCCACCGCCGGUGGUGUCGCCGUCGGCUCUGCCAUUGGCCACACAGUCGUAAGUACUCCGCGCGAAUUAUUUUCAGAACGUGUUCCACGAUAUUCGAUUGAUGCAGCCCUUAUCUCUGUUCUGCUGAUGAUUUCCCCCCUGUGAUCUGUGUAGGGUGCCGCCGUCACUGGUAUGUUCAGCGGAGGUGGCAGCAGCGAGGCGGCUCAGCCUGCCCAGCAGCAGACUGCCCCGCAGGCUGCUAGCUAUGACCAGCAUGCUCAGUCGUUCCAGGGUGUGCGCUCGUGUGAUGCCGACGCCAAGGCGUUCACGCGCUGCCUUGAGAGCACCAACAACGACAUGUCGUCGUGCCAGUACUACCUCGAUAUGCUGAAGCAGUGCCAGUCGUUCGCCAGCUCGCAGAGCCUCUAGUUUCCUUCUUUUCCAGUUGCAAAUACAAUGCGGUGGCCAUCUUAGACUGGUCUUUUUCUAUACCAAAAAUGCUCUAUUUCUUGGCCAAAGCCGUGUACGGGCGCGGAUACACCGGGUCCAUAAAGUUCUUGACGUCGGCAUCGGUGAUGGCGGCCUCGCGCUCUUGGAACUUGCCAACAAACUCCUGGAUUACAGCAAUGCACCUUGCCUUCAUCUCGCC